This is a messenger RNA of Parnassius apollo (apollo), 417 nucleotides long. The record is from the annotation of a GenBank genome assembly. Lineage: Eukaryota; Metazoa; Arthropoda; Insecta; Lepidoptera; Papilionidae.
AUGACUACGACUUUGCAUAAAAUUCUCACACACGGACAAAAUAUCAUAGAACAUUUAACACUACCAGUGAGACUUCUCUCAGAACACGCUGCAGAGUCUAGAAAUAAGUACGAUCGCGAGCACCACAGCCGAAAAGACAGUAGAAGACACACAACAGAAGAUUUAUUUCAUAGGGCUUUGGUAUCAUCCGAUCCCGUCGUGUCAAAUACACGGCUAAGUAGACGACAUCGUAAUAUAAAACAUAUGUCUCUGCCGACUGCAGUUAUUGAAAUGUUGAAACCAUUUAAAUUUAACGACGACGAAAAUCUUGUAAAAAAUAACAGUGAUAGCAUGGAAUGCAAUGAAACUGAUGAAAGUGAAUUCACAUCUAUUCUUACAAACAAAAAUGAAGUAUUUUUAGCAAAAGACGAAAAUUAA